Meloidogyne enterolobii is the source of this 234-nucleotide messenger RNA. The record is from the annotation of a GenBank genome assembly. Lineage: Eukaryota; Metazoa; Nematoda; Chromadorea; Rhabditida; Meloidogynidae.
ACAAUGCUUCAGCAUUUUGCUAAUCAUGGAAAUGAAUUUGUUGUAAAUAUGUAUGGAAGUCAGGAACAUCGACAUAAAAUGUUCGCUGUAUUGGAGCUUGGAGGACUAAAUUUGUAUGAUUAUUAUGUUACCUAAUGAAGAAAUAUAUGCUAGUGAAGAUAAAUAUGAGAUUGUUGAAAAUAUUACAAGAGCUGCUGCUAGAGCACUAAAUGGAUUACAUCAAAGUAAAAAUAA